GCCGCCUGAAACGACUCCUGCCAAAUCUUAACUCAUGUCCACCACAUCAGAGUUCUCCGAAGAGGCCAUCACCAAGUUACUCAAGCAUUUUCAACAACCUGAGCACUCUGGGAUACAGUAUAGACGCAAAGAACCAAAUCACCUUCCUGCUGCCAAACUCCCGCCAAAAUACGUCGUCCGUCGCAAUCGCUUUUCCACGCAGCCGAUGAAUAGGCCUCCAAAGGUCUGUUAUGGCUAUGGGAUCUUCCUAAAAGAUCUCUUUCUCUAUGCGUGCCGCCACCCUGAGAUAUUCGAGCGAGCUUGCACCUCCCCAGCCAAGCUGCUCAAAGUCAAGGGCCGUCAAAUGCGCAAGCACUAUCUCGAAGCCAUCUGUCUAUUUGCAAGGACGCACCUGUCGGCAGCGUUGGAGUGCCCGCGGCUACUUGAUACUUCUAUUCAGAGUCCCUUGGUCGACUACGAGAUGGCUAUCGCACUAUACGACAACUACAGCGUAUACGGGUAUGAGGAGAAGAAACGACAGAACGAACUUCUCGCGAGGAUUAAGGAGGAGCUCGAGAUCCCAGAGGCGGAGCAAGCUAUGUGGUUCCUUGCUAGUUGAGGAUUUGGGACUUCGCUUUGCCUCUGAAUAGCUCCGUGAUACCCAACCUAUCGUGAGCCACUCCUGUACCGCCUCAGUUUACAUCUAUUCUUGCAUGAAGUGCCAACCCGCUCAUGUUUAGUACUCAUCGCGACUCUCGUCCAUGUAUUUCUACUCUUACUGUAGCGCACUGAGUUUUACCAAAAAAUCGAAACCCAUAGCAGGUCAAAAUUGUAGUCUCGAGGGCGGACACGAUACGUCAUGCAACUUGUCCGCAGCAUACCUAGUUUCCACCUUCUUCGGUACCUUAGAUGACAUUAGUUGUAUAUUUAUCACUCACGUCUGGAACCAUCUUCUGUUUUUUGGCGGUUAGGUGGUAUGGCUUUGAUCCUUCGUCCUGUCGCUAGUUAUGUUUCAACUCGCAAUAGUUGAUGCGUUCGG
This is a messenger RNA of Coniophora puteana RWD-64-598 SS2, 1018 nucleotides long. RefSeq lists its product as uncharacterized. The record is from RefSeq and is a predicted model, not a curated record. NCBI's taxonomy places the organism in Eukaryota, Fungi, Basidiomycota, Agaricomycetes, Boletales, Coniophoraceae. The transcript is spliced from 2 exons. Bases 35 to 598 code for a protein of 187 amino acids.